This is a messenger RNA of Linum trigynum, 3457 nucleotides long. Lineage: Eukaryota; Viridiplantae; Streptophyta; Magnoliopsida; Malpighiales; Linaceae. The record is from the annotation of a GenBank genome assembly.
CUAUCUUUAAAUACAAAAUUAACCUUACAGUUUGGUAGCAUAGAUUUUGUCUAGCGAAUUUGGCAGUCACUCCCCUAGGGUGCAUAAUAGACUAUAUGUUUAUGGAACUCAUGGCUCUGUGUGAUGCCAUUCGCUGUUGUUAAUCUUUUACUUUUUCUCACUUUAUGUUUUCUGUGUUGCACAAGUGAUCUCUCGGAUGGUCAGCGCGAAGGAUUCGGCUCACGCUUUGGGAGGUGCCAUCCUGUGGAAGUUCAGGUGUACACAUUCAUCUCUCCAGCAUGCUUCGUUCCGUUUCGCGUCGUGUAGGUACAAAAGGGCUGCCCAUAUCGUGGCAAAUCAAGUCCUCUCAUCGUUGGUUGAGCAGCUUGUUGACCAACGUGCUUUAUUUUUUUCUUAAUGUGGCCUGUAAAGGUCUUGUAUAUUUUCGUAUCUUGCUAUUCCAUUUUGGAAUAUCUAUGGCAAAAAAAAAACUCUAGGGUUCAUAUGGAAAAGUAAUCUAAAUUUCAGGGACUUACUUGGUAUUUUAUUCGGCAAAACAGGCUAAGUACAAAAAGAAUCCUCUGGCCGGCCGGCCGGCUGACCCACCAAUCCGGUUCAUCCAAUCCCUACGACGGCCUAGGGCAGGCGAAAUUUGCAACGUCAACCGACCUGCACACUGAAACCUAUGUAAUUUCUCAUCCGUUGGAUACCUCCCACUAAAAUCCAACGGUUGGUGAUAAACCCUAACCACGCUGUGACACUUCUCCCCUCUCCUACUCUUUAUAAGCUGCGCGUUUCUCUCAUCUCUGUUUUCUCGCAGCUGCACAGAGCACACCCGCACCACAAAUCGCUCUUUGCUCGUCAAUUCGUCACCGCCGGCGACAGAAGGAGAGGCUCUUCUUCUUCGUUCCUUUGGUAAGUUCCGUACAUCCUGGUUUCCUUCGCUACGCAUUACAGAUCUAUUCUCGACGUUGCUGUUCGUGCGAUGUAGUAUCAAUUCCAUGUAUGAUUGAGCGAUAGCCAUUGUAUGUGUUUCCAAUCGUAUAGUUUGCUGUUAGCUAAAGUCAAGGAAACUUUCUUACGCUCGUAGUCUCAGUUUCGUGUGUUAUCUAGCUAUGUCCGUCUGCUCCAUGAAUCUGAUUUUCGUUGGAAGUUUCUGUCGUUGUAUGUCGUUGAUGCUUAUGGAGCAUUGAUACGUUCAUCUUUGUCAUUGCUAAUUGUAUGCCUGAGCAUCACUACAUCUGUUUAAUAAUGGAUCAGUUCAAUUCUGUCAUGGAGAAGUCAAUGCCUAAAGUCUGUAGGGUUAGCAUCAUAGGAACGGCUACUUGUUGUGAUAGUGGUCUAUUCUGGUGGUGUUAUGGAUGGAAUAGAGUUUCUCGAUUGAAUUUUCGUUAUACAUCAUUGUGAUGGUUUGUGUGAUUAAUCAUCAGUUUCUGUUUUCAAUGGUCUGAUGUUAUAGGAUGUAGAUUGACUUUUUAUACUGAUGUUGAAUUUGUUCAUGUAUUGCAGUUUUUAUCUCAAGAUGGGUAAGGAAAAAGUUCAUAUCAAUAUUGUGGUCAUUGGCCAUGUCGACUCUGGGAAGUCAACCACCACCGGCCACUUGAUCUACAAGCUUGGAGGUAUUGACAAGCGUGUGAUCGAGAGGUUCGAGAAGGAAGCUGCUGAGAUGAACAAGAGGUCAUUCAAGUACGCAUGGGUGCUUGACAAGCUCAAGGCUGAGCGUGAGCGUGGUAUCACCAUUGAUAUUGCCCUGUGGAAGUUUGAGACCACCAAGUACUACUGCACAGUCAUUGAUGCUCCGGGACAUCGCGAUUUCAUCAAGAACAUGAUUACUGGUACCUCCCAGGCUGAUUGUGCUGUCCUCAUCAUUGACUCCACCACUGGUGGUUUCGAGGCUGGUAUCUCCAAGGAUGGCCAGACCCGUGAGCAUGCUCUCCUCGCCUUCACCCUUGGUGUCAAGCAGAUGAUCUGCUGCUGCAACAAGAUGGAUGCCACCACCCCCAAGUACUCGAAGGCUAGGUAUGAUGAAAUCGUGAAGGAAGUUUCAUCCUACUUGAAGAAGGUUGGGUACAACCCAGACAAGGUUCCAUUUGUUCCCAUCUCUGGGUUCGAGGGAGACAACAUGAUUGAGAGGUCGACCAACCUUGACUGGUACAAGGGCCCAACCCUUCUUGAUGCUCUUGACAACAUCAACGAGCCCAAGAGGCCAUCAGACAAGCCACUCCGUCUCCCACUUCAGGACGUGUACAAGAUCGGUGGUAUUGGAACUGUGCCAGUGGGUCGUGUUGAGACUGGUGUCAUCAAGCCCGGUAUGGUUGUUACCUUUGGUCCCACCGGGCUGACAACUGAGGUCAAGUCUGUUGAGAUGCACCAUGAAGCUCUCCAGGAGGCACUCCCUGGUGACAACGUUGGGUUCAACGUGAAGAAUGUUGCUGUCAAGGAUCUCAAGCGUGGGUUCGUUGCCUCCAACUCCAAGGAUGACCCUGCGAAGGAGGCUGCCAACUUCACCUCCCAGGUCAUCAUCAUGAAUCACCCUGGUCAAAUCGGAAACGGCUAUGCCCCAGUGCUCGACUGCCACACUUCCCACAUUGCUGUGAAGUUCUCUGAGAUCAUGACCAAGAUCGACAGGCGAUCUGGAAAGGAGCUCGAGAAGGAGCCCAAGUUCUUGAAGAAUGGUGAUGCCGGGUUCGUGAAGAUGAUUCCGACCAAGCCCAUGGUGGUGGAGACCUUCUCCGAGUACCCACCUCUGGGUAGGUUCGCCGUGAGGGACAUGAGGCAGACUGUUGCUGUGGGUGUCAUCAAGGCCGUGGAGAAGAAGGAUCCUACUGGUGCCAAGGUCACCAAGGCUGCUGCCAAGAAGAAGUGAACCGUGCAGGAUGGUUGUUUUUGUUCUGAGUUGAAGCGUCUUAUUAAUAAUCGUUUUUGUUGUCCCUGGAACGCUCUGUUGUUCUCUCUGUUAGAUUUUGGAAUGCCUUCGCCAAGCUUUUGGGUUUUGUCAUUGGGUGCCCUAUCUCAGAAUUGGGUGCUUGAUAGACGGUGGCGGUGGUUGCGGGGCCUACUAUCUUAGCAUUUUGAGUACUGUGUUUGAGCAAGUGGUUUGUAGGUUUCAUUUACUGUUCCUUGUGUCGAGGUGCUCUUUCUUCAUGAGUGGCUCAAAAGUUUUGUUUUUUCAUGUGGUAUUGAACAGUCGAAUAUUUUCUGGCCGUUACACCUUUUCUGUAGCAGUUCCUUUGUUUACGAUCGCUUGCCUACUUAAUAUCUUAGUUUAGUUAAGCUUUUAGGUUGCUCAUGUCUGGUGCCAGUACUUCCUUAUGAAUUAUGAUUCUGCAUAGGGUAGGGACGUUGUCCAGAACUCCGCUUGGCAACACCUUCCACUGCCAAUUUCAGCUUGUAAUUUUACUGAUUUGUUCUCUUGCUUUCGGAAACGAAAACCGAGUACGAGAAAUGGGUGGAUAGAUAAUGAACUCUCAACUCAAUG